UGUGUAUGUAUACCACAAGUUUGGUCCUGUGAUGGUGAUCAAGAUUGUAAAGAUGGUAGUGAUGAAGCUAGAUGUGUGACACCUAGAACGUGUUCUAGUGGAGAGUUUAUGUGUAAUAAUAAUAGAUGUAUUAAAAAUGAUUGGUUAUGUGACAGUGAUAAUGAUUGUGGUGAUGACAGUGAUGAAUUUGGAUGUCCACCAAGAAAGUGUACACCUGAUGAAUUAAAAUGUAAUAAUAAUAAAUGUGUAGCUAAAGAAUGGCAGUGUGAUGGUGAUGAUGAUUGUGGUGAUGGUACAGAUGAGAUUUGUCCUCAUAGACCAUGUGAUAAGAAUGAGUUUGAGUGUGAUAAUGGGUUGUGUAUAAUGUCAGAAUGGGUUUGUGAUAAAGAUCCUGACUGUGGAGAUUUUAGUGAUGAAAAGAAUUGUGACAAGAAUCGUAUGGCAUGUCGAAAGAAUGAAUUUCGAUGUAGUAAAAAUGGUUUAUGUUUAAAGAAUAGAUAUAAAUGUGAUAGUGUCAAUGAUUGUGGAGAUUGGGAAGAUGAAAUAGACUGCGGUUCUAAUCUAUGUCAUGAUGGAGAAUUUAACUGUACAUCUGGUGUGUGUAUUAAUAAAAAAUGGCGGUGUGAUGGUGAUUUUGAUUGUGAAGAUGGAUCUGAUGAAGAAGGAUGUGAUGUAAAGAAGGGAUGUAAGAAGGGAGAGUUUGAAUGUUCUACCGGUGUAUGUAUACCAGAUACAUGGAGAUGUGACGGUACUGAUGAUUGUACUGAUAAUACUGAUGAAGUUGACUGCAAAAAGAAAGAAUGUCCUAAAGGUCAAUUUCUAUGUGAUGAUGGUAAAUGUAUUGGUAGACAGAAAGUGUGUAAUGGUAAACCAGAAUGUCUAGAUGGUUCUGAUGAGAAACUCUGUAAUUUACCAGCAUCUUGUGAUAAAGUAAAUGGUGGAUGUCAACAUCACUGUACAGAAUCACCUAUUGGUGCUAUCUGUACUUGUCAAUUAGGUUACCAGUUACAGGAUGAUGGCCGCUCUUGUAAAGAUGUUGAUGAAUGUGAGUUUGAUUCAUCAUGUAGUCAGAAAUGUUAUAAUACAAUAGGUACCUUUAAAUGUGAAUGUGUUAAAGGCUAUGUAUUAAAACAGGAUGGUAGGAGUUGUAAAGCUUUAGGAGGUGAAGCGUAUUUGAUAUUCGCUAAUCGUGUGGAUAUCAGACGUGUUACAACUGACCAAUCAGAAUACACCUCAAUAUUGAAAGGUUUACGUGAUGCUAUAGCUUUAGAUUUCCAUCAUGAGAAAGGUUUAGUAUUUUGGUCAGAUGUUACUCUUGACACUAUUAAAAGAGCUUAUUUAAAUGGUAGUGAAGUCAUUGAAAUUAUCCAUGGUGGCUUAGAUAACCCUGGAGGACUAGCUGUAGAUUGGAUACAUGAUAAGUUAUUUUGGACUGAUGCUGGUACAUCACGUAUUGAGGUAGCUAAUUUAGAUGGUGGUUACCGUAAAGUACUAUAUUGGACAGAUCUGGAAAAACCUCGAGCUAUUGCAGCUUAUCCACAUAAAGGAUGGAUAUUUUGGACUGAUUGGGGUACUGUACCUAAGAUAGAGAGAGGUUCAAUGGAUGGUAGCAGGAGAUUAGCUAUAGCCAACACCUCUCUCUUCUGGCCAAAUGGUUUAACUAUGGAUUAUGCUGCAGAAAGAAUAUACUGGGCAGACGCCAAACAUCAUGUGAUAGAAUGUGCUGACUUAGAUGGUUCACAUAGACGAACUGUCAUUAAUCAAGGUUUACCACACCCAUUUGCUCUGACCCUAUUUGAAGAUGAGCUAUAUUGGACUGAUUGGCAUACCAAGAGUAUCAAUAAAGCUAAUAAAUUUAAUGGUAAUAAUAUAGAAACAGUAAGAAAUAGACUACAUUUUCCUAUGGAUAUACACACAUUUCAUCCACAACGUCAACCUCCAGCUGAUAACCAUUGUGGUUUGGAUAAUGGUGGUUGCAGCCAUCUUUGUUUACCAAAUGAAAGACAUUAUAGUUGUGCCUGUCCAACUGGUUUACAUUUGACUGAUAAUGAUAAAAUAUGUACAUCUAAAAUCAACACGUUCUUGUUAUUUUCAACUCAAACUGAUAUUAGACGUGUUACAUUAGAGACUCCUGAUUUAACAGAUGUAGUGAUACCAUUAUCUGAUGUAGCUAGAUCUAUAGGUGUAGAAUGGGACAGUGAAUCAGACCAUAUCUACUGGACUGAUGUUAUAACUGAUGUUAUUGGUCGUGCUAAAUGGGAUGGUUCAGAACAGGAGAUUGUAAUAGGUAGCAGUUUAGAGACACCAGCUGGUCUGGCUCUAGAUUGGGCAAAUCAUAAACUAUACUGGACAGAUGCCGAGAAUGAUAGAAUAGAAGUAGCUAAUUUAGAUGGCAAAAUGAGAACAGUUCUAUUAUGGAAAGAUUUUGAUCAACCAAGAGAUAUAGUGGUGGAUCCAAUGACAGGAUAUAUGUUCUGGACAGAUUGGGGUAAAAUGCCGAAGAUAGAGAGAGCUGGUAUGGAUGGUAGUGAAAGAAUGAUCUUAUUCCAUGAAAAUAUUACCUGGCCUAAUGGACUAGCUAUAGACUUUGAUGAAGAAAGACUGUAUUGGACUGAUGCUCAUAUGAAAACUAUAGAAUCCAGUACAUUGGAAGGCAAAGACAGAAGAUAUGUGAUUGAACUAGGGUUAGAUCAUCCAUUCGGUCUAGCUUUAUAUGGUGAAUUAAUGUACUGGACAGACUGGACUACAGAAAGUAUACAUUAUGCCAAUAAAAAGACUGGAAGAAAUCGUGGCGUCUUAUUAUCAGAUCUGGGUAAUCUAAUGGAUAUACAUGUUUAUCAUCAAGGUAGACAAGAAGUUGCCACUACUUGUAGUAAUAAAAAUGGAGGUUGUAGUGAUGUAUGUUUAGUAGCACCUUUACCAACCAGUCACACCUGUACAUGUCCUACUGGUAUAUUGCUCAAAUCUGAUAAUAAAACAUGUGAAACAGAAAUGAAACAUUUCCUGUUAUUUACAAGAAGGACUGAUAUAAGAAAGAUCUCACUGGAUGUUCCGUACUAUGCAGACACAGUUGUACCAGUGGGGGAAUUGAUGAAUACAAUAGCUAUUGAUGUAGACAAAGCUGAAGGUAAAAUGUAUUGGACAGAUACAGUAGCUGAUACAAUAUGUAGAUCUAAUCUAGAUGGUAGCCAAAGAGAGAUUGUCAUAGAGAAAGGCUUAAGAACUGCUGAUGGACUAGCUGUGGAUUCUGUUGGUAGAAAAGUUUACUGGACUGAUGCUGGCCAUAAAACUAUUGAAGUAGCCACCUUAGAGGGUAAAAUGAGAAAAGUUUUAAUUUGGAAAGGAAUACAGAAACCGCGUGCCAUAGCAUUGCAUUAUGAAAAAGGGUAUUUAUUUUGGACUGAUUGGGGAGAUAAACCGUCUAUAUGGAGGGCUGAUAUGGAUGGUGAAAACAGUAAAACAUUGAUAAAAGAUCAACUUGUAUGGCCGAAUGGUUUAGCUGUAGAUUAUACUACUGAUAAAAUCAUCUGGUGUGAUGCCAAGACAGAGGUAGUAGAAUGUUCAGAUUUUAGCGGUCACUAUAGACGUGUUUUGGUUGCUAAGGUGGCUCACCCGUAUGGUUUAGCUGUGUCUGGUAACUGGAUAUACUGGACUGAUUGGAGAGCUACGUCAAUAAACAGAGCUAAUAAACAUACUGGUAAAAAUAUUACAGUUAUUCGUGGUAAUUUACACGGUGUAAUGGAUGUCCAUGCUGUAGAUAUGGAAUUAAUAGAAACAUUUGUGAAUAAAUGUGGUCGAAAUAAUGGUGGUUGUAGCCAUCUGUGUCUACCUAAACCUAAUGGUUACUCCUGUGCCUGCCCCUCCGGUGUUAUUUUAUUACCUGAUAAAAAAACCUGUCAAAACAUGCCUACAAAGUAUUUAUUAUUUGCUAGUAGAUCUAAUAUACAUUAUAUUUCACUGGAUACAGAUGACCGAUCUGAUGUUUAUUUACCGAUUACUGACUUACAUAAUGUAGUGGCUCUAGACUAUGACUAUACCAAUAAAAAAAUAUAUUAUACUGAUGUUUUUCUUGAUGUUAUAAGAAGAUGUGAUUUGAAUGGAAGUAAUGUAGAAACAGUUAUAGAGAAUAAAUUGUCCACAACAGACGGACUGGCUGUAGAUUGGAUUAGUCAGAACUUAUAUUGGACAGAUACUGGUAGAGAUGUUAUAGAUGUCUCUAGGACAGAUGGUACAUCACGUAAAACAUUAAUCUCUACUGGUCUAGAUGAACCUCGAGCUAUUGCUCUCUUUCCUAAGAAAGGAUUAAUGUUCUGGACAGAUUGGGGUGUUAAUGCUAAAAUAGAGAAAGCUUAUUUAGAUGGUUCAUCAAGAAGAACUAUAAUAGAUGAAAAUUUGGGAUUUCCUAAUGGAUUGUCUAUAGAUUAUGAAGAUAAAAGGUUGUAUUGGGUUGAUGCCAAAUUAGAUAAAAUUGAAACCUCAGAUUUAAAUGGUAGGAAUAGAGUGACAUUGUUGCAUAAUAUACCACAUCCUUUUGGCCUUACAGUGUUUGGAGAUUAUAUUUAUUGGACAGACUGGGUGACAGAGUCUAUAGAUAGAGCGAAUAAAAGGACUGGAUUAAACAGGAAAAUAGUGAAAGAGAAACUGGAAGGUCCUAUGGAUCUACAUUUUGUCUCUCCUGAUAGACAGAUAGGUACCAACCCAUGUAGUGAAAAGAAUGGUGGAUGUACACAUCUGUGUCUAGCUUUACCUAAUACAUAUGUUUGUGAAUGUCCAAACCAACCUGAUCACAGAGCCUGUCUCAAAAUUCCAUUAAAAGAUGGUCUUCCAGACGAUAUAUCAAAUAUAGAUGGUCAAUAUAAUAUUUGCAAUGAGGAAAACAGAAAAAAUGGCAAAUGUACAGAACCAAAUCAAUCUAGAGAUAAGUCCAAAGUACAUGGUGCUUAUAUAGCUUUGAUGGUUAUAACUAUAUUAGUUUUAAUAGGUUUCCUUAUUUUCUUCAUUAUCUGGAAACGACAAAGAAGAAGAAGAUACAAUAUGGAUGAUUUUACAUCCUAUGCUAACCCUACUUACCAAAAAACCAGUACAGAAACUAUUAAUUCUGAUACUAGAUCAGUUAGAGGCUGGAGUCUCUUUCAUUAUCGUAAAAAUGAGGAAAGAAUUCGCAUGAUGCCACCAAAUAACAGUAGCACCAAUCAUCCUGAAACCACUGCCUUAGUUCAUCAGAUGGAAUUUCAUUCGCCAUCACCUUCACCUCAAAUAAAUCAUCACCAUCAUCGGGAUGUGACUAAAAAUAUAUACAAAAACAAUCCUCCAUAUACAGAUAUGUUACCAAAUAUCUCCUACCACCCUGUGGACACCUGAAAUGCCUUCAUUUUCUUUCUUGUGAAAAAGUAUCUUGCCUAAAUGAAGAGUUCCGGUUGUGAGGUAGAAAAGUACAGAACAUUGUUGUUUGCAUCCUUUUUUUAUCACAUUGAUGAGAUGAAAGGAAUAUUUGGUUUUGGAUCACAAUUCCUGUUAGUUAAAU
This is a messenger RNA of Lottia gigantea (owl limpet), 5524 nucleotides long. RefSeq lists its product as hypothetical. Bases 109 to 5361 code for a protein of 1750 amino acids. The transcript has 36 exons. NCBI's taxonomy places the organism in Eukaryota, Metazoa, Mollusca, Gastropoda, Lottiidae. Gene Ontology annotation, molecular function: protein binding; calcium ion binding. The record is from RefSeq and is a predicted model, not a curated record.